GCUGGUGUCUCGGCCUCAGGGAGCGGCCGGAGCGCGGACAGAAGCGGAGGGAGUCUGUCGCUGUGAGUGAAUAGGGGCUGGUGAAGAGGAGAGGCCUGUGCUUGAGACGAGGAGGCGGCCGGGUCUGACAGGAUCGAUCCCCACUGUCCUACGGACCCCCCUUGUGUGUGCGGCCUGAUUGGGCUGACUCUUUAGUACUGAAAUAAAAAGUAUAAAGGGGAAAGGAUGGGCCGAAUCUUCCUGGAUCACAUCGGGGGCACCCGCCUGUUCUCCUGCGCCAACUGUGAUACGAUUCUGACCAACCGCUCGGAGCUGAUCUCCACCCGCUUUACAGGGGCCACAGGGAGAGCAUUUCUGUUCAACAAGGUGGUCAACCUCCAAUACAGCGAAGUCCAGGACCGCGUCAUGCUCACCGGGCGUCACAUGGUCCGAGACGUCAGCUGUAAGAACUGUAACAGUAAACUGGGCUGGAUCUACGAGUUUGCUACAGAGGACAGUCAGCGCUACAAGGAAGGUCGGGUGAUACUAGAGCGGGCGCUGGUGCGAGAGAGCGAAGGCUUCGAAGAGCAUGUGCCGUCCGACAACUCCUGAAACAGCGCCACCCUCUGGCCUCUAUUAAGCACCAACAACACCCAUUCUCCUCUGCACAUAAACACACUGUUACCUUCAUCUCAGAGAUGCCUCCUGAAAGGGAUCCGUUUGUUUCAAUUCCAUCUUUUUCCCCUUUGAGAGAAUAAUAAAAUUUCCCUUUUCAUGGAUCGACCACUUCAAUUAAAGGGAAAGUAAAGAUGGCGGUUUCCUUUUUUUGAACUUUUCCCCAUAGCUUCCCCAUUUUUCUUUGUAGAAGUGACGUCCCCCUCCCCCAAUUUGCUUUCUCCACUGAGUCUCUGUACAGACGUCCUAAAGGUUCAGCGUCGGGCCGGCUUGUGUUGGCCCCAAAUUCAUCUACUUGCCACAGGGGUUUAGUCUGGUGUCAGAUUAGUUUCAUGUUUCUAUUUUUCUGAUACCACCGUAUCGAGAUCUCGUCAUGUUUAUAGUGUGUUGCAGGUGGUGUGGAUUAAACAAAAAAAAAAAGGAUAAAAAAUGUGGAAAAAAAGAUAUAUUUUGAAAUGCAAGAAAAGUGUUUUAUUAGUGCAUAACAUUAGUAAAUAAAGAAUAAGUUCAGCUAC
Molecule: messenger RNA, 1169 nt
Organism: Xenopus laevis (African clawed frog)
Lineage: Eukaryota; Metazoa; Chordata; Amphibia; Anura; Pipidae
Gene: ypel5.S
Product: yippee like 5 S homeolog
Molecular function (GO): zinc ion binding
Source: RefSeq, marked provisional